Molecule: messenger RNA, 636 nt
Organism: Helobdella robusta
Lineage: Eukaryota; Metazoa; Annelida; Clitellata; Rhynchobdellida; Glossiphoniidae
Exons: 7
Coding region: 1-636 (211 amino acids)
Source: RefSeq, a predicted model, not a curated record
AUGUACACGGAAAUAAGUAGAUACAAAGCCAGUGGUGGAUAUAGGGGUGGCCGUGGCUCCUGUUUGAGCUUUAGUCGUAUUAAAAACCAGCAGCUUGUCUUCAUGCAAAAUAAGAUGUACAUUGAACACAAUAAAAACGUGUCGCUGGGUGAUAAGUUCAAGUCUGUUGCCAUUGUCACCGCUGAUCGUAAUAUCUAUAAAAAAGCUCAUGAGAGUAUCUGCACUUCAUUGAAACCAUUAUGCAGUGACGUAUGUGUUACGUCAUCAAGAGGCAGACGUCGUUGUUUGUGUCCUCACGGGUUUGUCUUGCGGUAUGGUUAUCUUUGUAUAAAAGCGAUUUGUGUGAGCGAACUGGUUACAAUACAUACAAAUGCACAUGUAGACCUGGCCGAAUUCUCUCACAAAACAAUGAGACGUGUACAGGGGCUUUUUCUUCUUUGUUGUCCCAAAGCCUACAGACCUCAAAUUUUGGCGAAUUUCAAUGUACCACUACCGAAAUCUGAUACGGUUUUGCGUGAAGACAUUAAAACUUUAAAAAAUGAAAUAAGUGAAACAUUUUUAAACAACGUUAGCAAGAAAUUAGAUUUAACUAAGAAACAAAAGCCGGAAUACAGAACACCCAUUGAUAAAGUUUAG